AGCGCCGGAUGUUGGCUCUUUUUUUUUUACCCUGUGGAAGAACAACAUGGCAGCUGUGGACUGUGAUAUGCCGGUGGAGCCGGAGAGUAACAUACCACCGCAGGAGGAUCUGGAGAGGGAGGCAGAAAUUUUCAAGGAGAAGGGAAAUGCAUUCUACAUUAAGAAAGAAUACUCAGAAGCUUUCAACUACUACACAAAAGCCAUCGAUGCGUGCCCUAAGAACGCCAGUUACUAUGGUAACCGCGCAGCCACCCUGAUGAUGCUGAGCCGUUUCCGAGAGGCGCUGGAGGACUCCCAGCAGGCAGUUCGGCUGGAUGACUGCUUCACGAAGGGCCACCUCAGAGAAGGGAAGUGCCAUUUAUCGUUGGGCAAUGCCAUGGCCGCCAGUCGCUGCUUUCAGAAAGUUCUGGAACUGGAUCCCACCAACACUCAGGCCUUACAAGAGCACAAAAAUGCAGCAGCUCUGUUGGAGUUUGAGAAGAUGGCCGAGUAUGGAUUUGAGAAGAGGGACUUCAGAAAGGUGGUUUUCUGCAUGGAUCGGGCGCUGGAGUUCGCUAGUGCCUGUCACAAAUUUAAGAUCUUGAAGGCGGAAUGUUUGGCUUUGCUGGGGAGAUACCAUGAAGCCCAGUCUGUGGCCAGUGAUAUCCUGAGGAUGGACUCCACUAACGCUGACGCCCUGUAUGUGCGAGGUUUGUGUCUUUAUUAUGAGGACUGCAUCGAGAAGGCUGUUCAGUUUUUCGUGCAGGCUCUGCGCAUGGCACCUGAUCACGAGAAAGCUCGUCUAGCAUGCAGAAAUGCUAAAGCUCUGAAGGCAAAGAAAGAGGAGGGCAAUAAUGCCUUUAAGGAUCGUGACUAUGAUGCUGCAUAUCAACUGUACACAGAGGCCCUGACCAUAGACCCCAACAACAUCAAAACCAACGCCAAGCUGUACUGCAACAGAGCCACCGCUGGGGCCAAGCUGAAUAAACGGGAGCAGGCCAUUGAGGACUGCAGCAGUGCCAUCAAACUGGAUGAGAGCUACAUUAAAGCCUACCUGAGGAGAGCGCAGUGUUAUAUGGACUUGGAGCAGUACGAAGAAGCUGUUCGGGACUACGAGAAAGUCUACCAUACAGAAAAGACGAAAGAACAUAAAACUUUGUUGAAGAAUGCUCAGUUAGAGCUGAAGAAAAGCAAAAGGAAAGACUACUAUAAGGUCCUUGGAGUCGGCAAGGAUGCAACAGAGGAUGAGAUAAAGAAGGCUUACCGCAAACGUGCCCUCAUGCACCACCCAGACCGGCACAGCGGAGCAAGUGCUGAGGUUCAGAAGGAGGAGGAGAAGAAGUUUAAGGAAGUGGGUGAGGCCUUCACUGUGCUGUCCGACCCCAAGAAGAAAUCUCGUUAUGACAGCGGCCAAGACCUGGACGAUGACGGCAUGGGAGAUUUCGAUGCCAACAACAUCUUUAAGGCCUUCUUUGGUGGACCUGGAAAUUUCAGCUUUGAAACAAACUCUGCACCUGGAAAUUUCUUUUUCCAGUUUGGCUAAAGUGGAUUCCAUCAGCUCAGGAACAAGAUAGAAGUCUGACAACAAUUUUUUUUAAACUCUCAACCUUUUUCUCCUGCCAUUUCUGCUAAUUAUGCGGCCCCUCACCACUCACCCUUCACCCAGAAUUCCCCUCAACCUCUGUUUCUUCAGACAGUCUGUACCUGUUUGCACUUAUCCUGCUCUGAUCGCUUUCUCGUCAGAUUGGUUUGUAUUCUGAUCUAUUACUGAUGUUUCGGAUGAAGCUUGAAUACUUUUUUUACACAAAAGAUCAAAAACAAAUAAAAAUUUAGAAUGUAGGACCAGAUAUGGAUGAAUCUCAAAAUGUUGGAGGUAAACAUCUGAAGUCAGAGUCCUCCCUGACACACUCUGAGCCACAGUUACAUUCGCUAGAUUGACAAGUGACAAGGUGAGCAGCAGCAAAUUAUGUUUCCUCUCUCUCUCUCUCUCUCUCUCUCUCUCUCUCUCUCUCUCUCUCUCUCUCUCUCUCUCUACUUGAUUAAAGACUUAUCAUUUUUGCACAGUGCAUGCUUCAGCAUUUUUCAACCUGUUGUGUAUCUGUCGCAUCUAUAUCAUAUGAUCGAUUACCAUGGACAGUAGUUUCAUUCUUUUUUUUUUUCUUUGUAUUUAAAAACAACAAAAAGUGUUGACUUGGAACCCCUUCAUAAUAGAGGCCAGUGGGUAGUUGCUGAAUUGUAAAUUGCUGAAUAAAUGUAUGAUAUACACAAAAUAUGACACUAAUUUGAAACUACAGCUGUUCCACUCUUAACUGUUCGGGUGUUGGGAUGAGAGACUGACAGAAUGUCUUACCAAAGCUGUUCUUAUGAAGAUUUAUCCAACUUUUCAAUGCAAGAGCAAUACCGGAAAGCAGUCCUGGUUACUUUUUCCUUCUCAAACAUUUUCUGGUAUUCAUUUAAAACUUACAUUUCAAUGAAAACUUCAUGUAAGUGGUCUCCAAAGAUACAUGUUUUGUGUAAAUUUUUGCUGAUGUAAUUUAGUAACUGCCCAUUGGCUUCUAUUAUAAGUGUGUUUUGAGUUGGUGGGUUUUCUUUUCUGCUCUAAGGAAAGAAAAAAGGUUGAAAUCAUUGUCAGUGUUAAUUGUCUACGCUUGCAGCAGGUAUAGAUUAAGUUGAAAAACACUGGAGUUUUCCUUUAACACCCCCAGUAUCCUCUCUUCUACCAAAGCUGUCCACACUCAGGGCUAUUCUGGGCUACAUUAUGGCCACACGGUUCAUGAUUCCUAUAGAUUGUAGAUUAAAUAUGUAGUGCCAUCUUAAACAGACGUGAUCCGUACACCGUCCUUUAAUAUUUAGUGCAAGUUUGCUAAAACCACUGGUGCUACUUUAGCAACACAGAUUAUUGGUUUGUCCCGUUUGUUCUGAACCAGCUGUGUCAGAAUCGAAAAACGGUCAUGAACAAGAUUUGGAUCCAUGUUUAGAUCGUCAGACCGUAUAAUUGAAGUGUUUUCAGUCUGUAGUGAAACACUCAGGUCAGCUUGGUGAACGUUAAAGCAAUGGCUCAGUCAAUGAUGCUAAUGUUGCUAACAGUGAAUGAAAGUGAAUAGCCAUCGGUUAGCAUUCUGAAAAAUAGCUUCAUACUAAUGUGUGGGUGCCGGCUUACAUUCACUGUCUGCAACAUAAGCCUGUUUGUUUGGUCUGUCAACAGUCUCUCACUUACGGACGGGGUCUCUUUUGCUCCUGUGUCGUUUCAUUGGUUUAUUUUACUGGAAUGUAAAGUUUUGCUUGUGUUCAUAAUUGAUUAUCUUUUAAACUAUUCUUAGUUUUUGACAUACAUGUUUGUAUUUAUUGUAUAGUGAAGCGGAAGCAACAGCUACAGUGGACUUUUUAUAAACGUCAAAACAGAUAAAAUGGGCAACGAUACAUUACUGGUUUAUGUCUGUAUAAAAGAAACCAGAAUCAAUGUAUAUGCAAUUUGCCUUUCCAUAAUUUUAUCAUUUUUUUUUUCUAAAUAAACUUUUUCGGCCACUAUGCAGGAAACUAGUCUUACUGCAGCGAGAGAAAUGAACUGAAUCAGGUUUUUCUUGUACAGACUUCGCCAUGAUAAACUGAACAUGCUCACAAUUUGUAAAGUCAAUAUUGCCAAUAAAUUGUAAAGCUCA
Molecule: messenger RNA, 3638 nt
Organism: Colossoma macropomum (tambaqui)
Lineage: Eukaryota; Metazoa; Chordata; Actinopteri; Characiformes; Serrasalmidae
Product: dnaJ homolog subfamily C member 7-like
Exons: 14
Coding region: 47-1522 (491 amino acids)
Molecular function (GO): protein binding
Source: RefSeq, a predicted model, not a curated record